CCGACCUCACGACGCGACACUCCGCACGCGACCACAAAACGCACGCGAACUCAACAUAUAUCGAGAACGCUGAAAUACGGACACAUUUCUCCGUGUUUAAAACGUCGCUGUAGUGUCUUGUCAGUGCGAACAUGCAAAUGUUGGCGUCCCUGAUUUUGGCGUGCGCUUUCUGUGGCGUCCGAAGCGUCAUCCGAACGCCUCUGGAAGCGUUCAGGCCGUCCGCAGAAAUCCACAUUAGAAGACCGGACAAACUGCCGCUUCCGCCGCACAGGAGGACGACGUUACCGCCGAUGAGUGGAAUCAAGAUUUUAUAUCAGACAGGGGUUUCGGAGGACGAUUUGCCCGAUUGCCGACCGCGACAAGUCUGCAGUAAGGUUGACCUCUACGACGCUUCCCAGCCGUGGAUAGAGAAGAAAUGUCGGUGCUUAGGACACAGGCCGUGUUCGAGGUAUGAAAGCGAACUGUCGGCCGACGACAACCACACGCUGGCCGACAAGACGACCUUGUACAAAACUUGCGAGCCAGUGAAGAGGUUGCCUAAAUGCCGUUACUUCAAGGACGCAGCGUGGAUCAUCUACACGUUUGCCGAUACGAACGCGACUCAGCAGAUCGUCAACUGUCACUGCCCCAAGUUCUCGGUCACGUAUCUGCUAAAGAAGCUACCGUACACGGCAUCUAGCGGCGAACAAGGGAACCAGUACCAGUUUGGUUGCUCACCACAAAGCAGGCUUCGUUGCUCAAGGAAGGAGCCUUGUAAGUUGUUCAGCGCGAGACGACGUCACGAGCAGAUCGACGAAGUCAACGCCAAUACCAUCUGCCAGUGUCCAAGGGACCACAGCUGCCCUAGGCAUCACACAGAGCCCGGAGUCCUCCCGGGAAUCACGUACGCUUCAGAAGACAUCCGUACGUACCACGGUUACUGCAUGCAGGAACCACCCCCGGAUACCUUCAGAUUCGUCGGAGAUAAAGAUUGAGUACGAACUAAUAAGAAAGUGUGAAGCAAAACCGAUAACUCGAUAUUAUAUCGAUUUGAGAAUCGAUUCGUGUGAUUUAUUGUUUAUGUUUUAAAUUUUGUUCCUUAUUUUAUUUGUAUAUCUUCAAGAUAUUAUGAAAAAUUUUAAUGACAUUGUAAAAUAUAUAUUUUUUUUAAUCGAGAAUAACGUUAAUUUAUAAGUUGGGUAUUGUUAUACGAAUUAUGAAAACAUUUUUAAGACGAAUGUUUCUCUACUAGUGUUUUUUAAUUGCCCUAUAAUUUGCCUUAUGUACUUUUUAUAAAUAAUUAUAUUUCGAGUAAAUACUGUACAGUUGUAUGCUGUAGUUAAAGUACAUAAGUUUUAAUUUUAUUGAAUAUACCGUUUCGUUCGUUUACCUGUAUAGUACAAAUGCGAUAUUAUAGUUGAUCGCUUUUGAUAGUUUUACGAUUUGAUUUAGUUAUGUAUAAAAUAAAGUACGAUUGUUUUUGCGAAAACCGACUAUUGCAUAACGUUUUUGUGAAAACCGACUAUUGUAUAACGUUUUUGUCCGAUUGUUUUUGCGAAAACAGACUAUUGCAUAACGUUUUUGUGAAAACCGACUAUUGUAUAACGUUUUUGUCCGAUUGUUUUUGCGAAAACCGACUAUUGGAUAACGUUUUUGUCCGAUUGUUUUUGCGAAAACCGACUAUUGUAUAACGUUUUUGUCCGAUUGUUUUUGCGAAAACCGACUAUUGUAUAACGUUUUUGGCUGAUUGUUUUUGCGAAAACCGACUAUUGUAUAACGUUUUUGUCCGAUUACCGACUAUUGUAAAACGUUUUUGUCAAGUUAGAAGAAAAAUUAGAAAGUGUAAAUAAAAAUUUAUAGUAUUUAGAAAUGCCAUUUUAAAUGAGUUUGAUAUUUGUGUGGCGUCAAACAUUUUCUAUUUCUUGUCUGUUUACAAUUAUAUAAA
Messenger RNA from Bombyx mandarina (wild silkworm), 1924 nucleotides. RefSeq names its product protein argos (gene aos). The record is from RefSeq and is a predicted model, not a curated record. NCBI's taxonomy places the organism in Eukaryota, Metazoa, Arthropoda, Insecta, Lepidoptera, Bombycidae.